AUGAAUCGAAGUACUUCAACCAAUCAAACAUCUAUAGAGGAAGAACCAAUCAAUCAAAACUCAGAUAUACCAUAUGAAUCAAUUGGUAAGAGUAUACCGCCUAACGAUCAUCAAUUACAACAACAACAACAAGAAGAAGAAGAAGAUAGAUUAAAUCCUAUAGCAGAAGAAUCAAUAUCAAAAGUUGAACAAGAAAAACAUGAUUAUCAAGAUAUACUUCAACGUAGAUCUCCAGCUCGUACGGUUAGAACCAGUUCUUAUCAAGAUAAAUUAGCCUAUCAAGUCAAUAAAGAUUUCAAUUAUGAUAAAAAUUCCAACUCUUUUACAUCAACUCCAUCUUCAUCAAUUCCAAAUACUUUUAAAAAUAAAUCCCAUCCAAAUGCUAAAACUAAAACUUCAUUAGGUUUAUCGACUCUAGCGGCUGAUUUAAAUGAUAAUGAUUCUCAUAAUGUAAGUAAAAAGUCUAAUAUUGGAAAUGAUAAUGAUAAUGAUGAUGAUGAAUUUAAUACUCCCCCUAUUAAAACUUCUACUAUCAAACUUCCCAAGGAAUCAAAUAAUAAUAAUAAUAAUAAUAAUAAUAAUAAUAAUAAUAAUAAUAAUAAUAAUAAUAAUUCAACUUCAGAUUGGAUGCCAUCAGUAUUAAAUGUUCCCUGGACUGGACCAAUUGAAACUCAACUACCAACAACCAUUAAUAAUAAUAGCCAAUCCAUUGUUGAUUUUAAUUCAUCAGUUAGAAUUAAUAAAAAACCAGGUAAUGAACCAAAUCAAGAAUUAAUCGAUUUAAACUUAGAAUUUGCAUCUGGUAAUACUAUCCUUCAUAAUUCAAAAUUUAAUACUACUGAUAAUGAACCCCAAUGGAAAAAGCAUGCUCAAGCAUAUAAUGAUCAAAAAGAAUCUCAAUCUCAUCUUCAAAAUAUAUUUCUAUCAGUUGAUUCUCAUGAUAAAUCUGCAUCUGGUCAUGAUGGUAAUCAUCCUGGUAAUAGUCAAUCAUUAUCUUCAACUAUAUCCACUCCCAUGGUUACAUUAUCAAAUUUCCAAGGUAAAGAUAAUAAUAAAUCUAAUAGUGUUCCUCAAACUUUACCAAAUUCACAUGUUGAAGAAGUAGUAUCUAAAAAUCCUGAAUCUCCUCUCAAGUUAUAUGGUGAUAAUUAUAAUACUUAUACAAAGGGUGUAUUAAGUGGAAUAAUGAAUAAUUUUAAUUAUAGAUCAAAACAAAAUACUCCUAUACAAGGUCAAAGUUUAAAACCGGAAGAUUUCGAUUCUUUACAACAACAUCCUCCUCCCAAACUUGAAAUUACCAAAGUAUCGGAAUCAAAAAUGAGAUCUCCAAAAUCAAAAAUUAAAAUGUUUACUAAAAGUGGUGAUUAUACUGAAGAAAAAUACUUACAGAAUGCUGAUAAUAUAUUUAAAAAUAUUAAGAAAAGAGGGUUUAAAAUCCCGUUUAAUGAACCUUCAUCUAACAAUCUCACUAAUACAACUGCUGCUACUGCUACAUCUACUCCUAAAAUAAAUAAAAUUAUUGAUGAUAAACCUGAAUCUCAAGAUGAAUUUUCGACUUUUUCAAGUUUAUCUCAAGAGAAGAUUUCAGAUGCAGAAUAUCAUCAAUUUAAUUCUGAUAUAGCUGCCACUAAUAAUGAAUAUACUUCAUUUGAUCAUUCUUCUAAACUUCAAGAUAGUACUGAAUUCCCUAAUACUGCCAUGGAUAAUUUACGUAAUCUUGAACAAGUUCCCGAAUUUGAAAAUGAAAGUUCUUAUACUUUUGAAGAUUUAUCGGACAAUAAUGAAAUAUCAAGAAGUAAAUUAGAGAAGCUUUCAUCACCUAAAAAGAUCAUCAAGACUAAUGAGGUUGUAGCAGCCAGAAUUUCUGAACAGUCUACUAAUAUCAAGGUUCAUCAUGAUACAUUUGAUGGUAAUGAUAGUAAUAUUAUCAGAUGGAAGAGACCAUCUCAGUUAAGGCUCUCUCAAGGGUAUAAUGUUCAAGAUCAUCCAUCCAAUGAUUCUAAACCUCAACAACGUGUUGUACGGGGUAGAAUCCUUCAAGCCCCUGAUUUACCUAUUGAAUAUGAAAAUAUGAAAUUAGAUGUUGAGAAUCAAAAAUGGAUGACCAAUAAUAAUGAUGAUAAAGAGAAUUUCCAAGGUAGUUUAGAUUCCAUUGAAGAUUUGAUAUCUAAUUCUGAAGAUUUAAGAAUUAAUGAAAGUUUAAAUAAUCAAGGGAAGAAGAAUAAAUUAGAAGUCUCAUUUCAUUUACCAAAUCAUGAUAAUAAUAAAGGAGAUAAUGAAGGGGAUGAGAAAAGUCCUUCUUUUAAUGCUGAUAUUACAAGAAUUUCACAAGUUAAUGAUAUGACUUUUUCCCAGACUAGACAAAAAUUAGCAUCACUUCUUACUGAUAUUAUCUCCUUAGAUGAAAAUUUACUGUUUACUCCUUGGAAUGAAAUUUUAGAUAUUUCUUUAAAUGGGAAUGAAUUAGAAUCGAUAAAGGAUUUAGAUAAAUUUUUACCUCAUUUACGAUAUAUUGAUCUUUCGGAUAAUUUAUUGACAUAUGUUGAAGGAUUACCCAAACAUAUUUUAAAUUUGAAUUUAAAGAAUAAUCAUAUUCAAAAUUUAACUCCAUUUUAUCAAUUGCAUGAUUUACAAUAUAUCAAUAUAACUAAUAAUGAAAUGGUGACGCUUUCAAAUUUCAAUAAAAAUAUUCAUUUACGAGAAAUCAUUGCCCCAUCUAAUCAAUUGAUGUCAUUAAGUGGGAUUAAUAUUUUAACAAAUUUAACUAAAUUAGAUGUUUCGGAUAAUAAAUUAAAAGGAAUUAUUAAUUUUGAAGAUUUUGAUUUACCAAAUUUACAAGAUUUAAGACUUUCACGGAAUAAAAUAUCAUCAAUUAAAAAAUUAGAAAAUUUACCUCAAUUAAGAUUAUUAUAUGUUGAUGAGAAUGAAUUAACUGAAUUUGAAUGUGAGGGGGGUCAUAAUCAUUUAAAGAAACUUCUGGUUAAAUUGAAUAAAAUCACCGAAUUAGAUUUAAUGCAAUUCCCUGCCUUAAGAGUAUUAAGAGUUGAUGGUAAUCCAUUAAAGAAAUUAGUCAAUUUACGUCGAUUGAAAUAUUUAGAAGAAUUAUCAUGUAAAUCUCAAAUCAAUCGAGAAAUUAUUACUGAAUUAUUUAAUAAGGGUCAAUUGGAUUUGAAAGUUUUCGAUUUAUCAGGUAAUAUUGAAUUUAAUUUAAAUGAAUAUCUUUCACAAACAUUAAUUAAGAUUAAUCCAUUUUUAAAUGUUAAUGUAUUAUCACUUUCCGCUAUGAAUUUAACUCAUAUUCCGGAUUCAUUAGCGGUUUGGUUUCCAAAUUUAAGAGAAUUAGAUUUAAAUUUUAAUAUGAUUAAUAAUCUUGAUGGAUUAUCUAAAUUAACUAAUCUUCGAAAAUUAAGUUUAUUAAGUAAUCGAAUUGAAAAAUUUGAAUCGAUUUUAAUUGGGAUUCAAGGGUCAAGAUUGAAUUUACGACAAUUGGAUUUAAGACUUAAUCCAUGUACGAUUGAUUUUUAUCCCUAUGUAUUUGUCCCUCAUGAAUUAUCAUUAGUUAGAAAAGAAAAUUCAGUUAAUAAAAGUCCAAUCCCAUUAGAGAGUCCAGAUGAGAUUGAUUAUUUCGUGGAAUAUUUCAAAACGGUGGAUAGAGAAUCAGAUUGGUAUGAAAGAGAUAUAAAUUUCAUUAAUAAAUUACUUGAUGAAUCCAAUUCCAUCAUUGAACAACGGUUCAAUUAUGAAACAUUGCUUAUAAAUUAUUUACUUAAAUUAAGAAAACUCGAUGGAGGGGAAGUUGAUAAAUCAAAGAGGGUAUCCCAUAAGGAAAGAUUAUCUCUGAUAUUGAAUGUGUAA
Messenger RNA from Scheffersomyces coipomensis, 3855 nucleotides. RefSeq lists its product as uncharacterized. NCBI's taxonomy places the organism in Eukaryota, Fungi, Ascomycota, Pichiomycetes, Serinales, Debaryomycetaceae. The record is from RefSeq and is a predicted model, not a curated record. The transcript has a single exon. Gene Ontology annotation, molecular function: protein binding. Bases 1 to 3855 code for a protein of 1284 amino acids.